CUUUAGAAGUUCAGAUACAGAAACCUCCAAACCCCGCAUCGCAUCGAACCCUUCGGCCUCCCCGCGAAUCCCCCUCCCCACCCGGCCCGAAUCCAACCGCCUGCUCAUCGCGAUCUUGCCCGCAAAAUUCUAGGCCGAUGAGGCCGAUCCGGCUUCCCGAGCCGCCGAGCGGCGGCAUGGAGACGCCGGAGAUCUUCGCCGGCGGCGGCGGCGGCGCCAACGUCGUCCGCCGCGCCGUCCUCAUCGACAACGGCUCCCCCGGCUCCAAGAACCAGUGCCUCGGCCUCGCCCGCGCCCUCGGUCUCGCUGACAACCUCACCCUCUACCGUGUCACUAGGCCGAGAGGAGGGAUCAACGAGUGGCUGCACUUUCUCCCCAUUUCCCUACACAAGUUUAUAGACGAAGUGCUCAGGCAGUUCUUUCGCAACACGAGGUUUGCGCCAGUGGUUCAGGGGAGGAAGCCGUUCCGUGUCCCAAAUGGCGGAUCAGUUGGGUUGUCUUCUGUUCUGGAAGCGGACGUCAAGAGGAUCGUGGUGGUGGCUCGCGAUACAUUCGAGAAGGAAGGCCCAACAUUAGUUGUCGCUUGUGGCCGGGAUACCAUAUCAUAUUCAAGCUUGAUAAGGAAAUUAGCUUCAGAUAACGUAUUUGUCAUUCAGAUACAGCACCCCAGGUCUCACCUUGAUAGGUUUGAUUUGGUGGUGACUCCUCGCCAUGAUUACUAUGCUUUAACCGCAAGUGGACAGCAAGAAGUUCCACGUCUGUUCCGGAGAUGGAUUACUCCACAAGAACCACCUGGGAGGAAUGUGGUACUUACUGUUGGGGCACUACACCAAGCUGAUUCUGCUGCGCUACGUCUUGCUGCUAUAGCCUGGCAUGAUGAACUUGCCCCUUUGCCUAAGCCAUUGCUAAUUGUCAACAUUGGAGGACCCACAAGGAACUGUAAAUAUGGAGUAGACCUCUCCAGACAACUCAUAACUUCUUUGUAUAAUGUGCUAGACAGCUGUGGGAGUGUCAGAAUUUCAUUCUCUAUGAGAACACCACAAAAGGUUUCUGAUAUUAUAUUUAAAGAAUUUGAUGGACAUCCUAAGAUCUAUAUUUGGGAUGGUGAAGAACCUAACCCUCACAUGGGGCAUCUCGCAUGGGCUGAUGCUUUUGUCAUAACAGCAGAUUCAAUUAGUAUGCUAAGUGAGGCGUGUAGCACUGGGAAACCUGUUUAUGUUAUUGGGACCGAGCAUUGCAAAUGGAAAUUUUCAGCUUUUCACAAGGCUCUACGGGAGCGAGGGGUUGUCCGCCCCUUCACUGGAUUGGAAGAUAUUUCAAAUAGCUGGAGCUACCCUCCCCUAAACGAUGCUAUUGAAGUAGCCACACGCGCUCGUGAAGUGAUUGCAGAACGAGGGUGGACAGUAGGAUGAUAAUGAUCAUAAGUAGGCCUGCAUUAUUCUGUGCUAGCUUCUCUCCUUAGUACAUGCUGUAAAUUAUACAGUUCUGUUAACAGUCACAUGGGUUCAGCUUAUAUAUCGUUCAGAGGAAGAAUAAUAUAGCCAUGGAAUGGCCUGUACAAAAGCUGACCUUUUAUUCCGGUGGUAUACCCCAAUUUUUGAGUGAGUGCACAGCUCCUAGGAAAAGUUUUUGUUUUGACCACCUGUUGCCUUUUGUACUUCUGAAGCUGCUGAAAAGAAGCCAGCAGAGUUGUAAAUAUGAAAAAUUGAAGCUGUCCAAUUGUCAGGACUCAGGAGGGAUGCGAUAUUUUUGAGUGUUGUAUGCUUACAACCUUAUCCACUUUUGUUAUUCAGUUUAUUAUGAAGCGUGCAUUGCUUGUUUUAGAA
Molecule: messenger RNA, 1826 nt
Organism: Phragmites australis (common reed)
Lineage: Eukaryota; Viridiplantae; Streptophyta; Magnoliopsida; Poales; Poaceae
Product: mitochondrial fission protein ELM1-like
Exons: 10
Coding region: 138-1412 (424 amino acids)
Source: RefSeq, a predicted model, not a curated record